Molecule: messenger RNA, 1320 nt
Organism: Meira miltonrushii
Lineage: Eukaryota; Fungi; Basidiomycota; Exobasidiomycetes; Exobasidiales; Brachybasidiaceae
Exons: 3
Coding region: 1-1320 (439 amino acids)
Biological process (GO): transmembrane transport; sulfite transmembrane transport
Cellular component (GO): plasma membrane
Molecular function (GO): sulfite transmembrane transporter activity
Source: RefSeq, a predicted model, not a curated record
AUGUUUCCACUCUACCAACAUUUGUAUCCUAGAGACGACGAUAGUGAUGAACGAACAUGUAGAAAUGACAGCAGAAGCAAAUCACGUUCCAGACCACAAAAGUUUCGCAACGAACUACGAAGAGUCACCUUGCACUUCACACCCAGUUGGUUCAGCGUAAAUAUGGGAACAGGAAUAACGUCCAUUUUGCUACAUGAAUUACCCUAUCAAUUCAAAGGAUUACGGAUUAUUGCAGAUAUUAUAUUCGGACUCAAUGUCGUUCUCUUCCUCCUGUUCCUCGGGAUCAGCAUCGCACGUUACACAGUCUGGCCACAAAUGGGACCUUUGAUGCUCUUUCAUCCUUCUCAAUCAUUAUUCUUGGGCACGUUUGCAAUGGGUAUGACAACGAUUGUGAGCAUGUGUGCAAUCGCAGCUGCACCUGCUUGGGGUAAUGGAUUCGUGAUUUUCACUUGGGUUUUAUGGUGGAUCACUGUUGUUUUGGCUGUCGUAAUCUGCACAGGUCUCCCGUUCAUUCAGUUCACUCGACACGUUCAAUCCCUCGAGCAAAUGUCUGCCAUCUGGCUUUUGCCUCUCGUCACACCCGUUGUCACCGCUUCUAGUGGUGGAAUUGUUGCCGAUAUCUUGCCACCCUCGCACGCUCGUCUCACCCUUACUGUCUCGUAUAUCAUCUGGGGAAUGGGUUUCGGAACGGCGUAUUUGGUCAUGUCGAUCUAUUAUGCCCGUCAAGCGAUUCACAAGAUUCCACCUGCAGCGAUCAUCGUUUCUGUAUUUUUACCCCUUGGACCAUGCGGACAGGGGGCUUUUGGAUUGCUGAAAAUGUCUUCAGUUUUGUACAAACUUGCACGACUAGAUGGUCAAGUGUUGGGAUCCGUUAAUGCAAUUUCACCUUCUGAUAUCUUUUCAACACAAGCAGAAGCACAAAUUAUGGCUUCGGCAAUCUAUGCUGUCAGCAUUCCGAUCGCGCUGGUGUUGUGGGGUUUGGGGUUGUUUUGGUUGAUUCUGGCGGUAUCAACGUUAAUUGACCUGGCAAAGGUGUCGAAACUGCAGUUCAACUUGGGUUGGUGGGGUUUCACGUUUCCGAUCGGUGUUUUCAGCUCGGCAGCCGUUCAAUUCGGUAAAGAAUUGGAUUCAGGAUUCUUUCGAAUCUUUGGAACUGUUCUCUCACUUAUAGAAGUCGCUCUUUGGCUUACCGUUUCUUCUUUCACCGUCCUUCGUGUUAUUGAAGGACAUAUACCCUUCUCGCCUUGUUUGGCCGAACAAGCACCUUCACGCAAGUAUACUUAUCAACCUAGGGAAACUACCGUUCCUACUAGUACUUAA